Molecule: messenger RNA, 597 nt
Organism: Solanum tuberosum (potato)
Lineage: Eukaryota; Viridiplantae; Streptophyta; Magnoliopsida; Solanales; Solanaceae
Product: probable inactive serine/threonine-protein kinase scy1
Exons: 3
Coding region: 157-582 (141 amino acids)
Source: RefSeq, a predicted model, not a curated record
UUUACAAAUAUUUUUCUGUAAGCAUACGAGUGACCAGCAGCACAUAAUCAAGUACUCCUACAGUCCUAGUAGUUCAUCAAAUUUCAGUUCCUGACCAGCCUGAUCAAAUACUCGCCCCUUGAUCGGAGAUCGGUCCGUUUUGUCGGAAGUUAGAGGAUGUUCAAGUUCUUGAAAGGCGUCGUCGGUGGAUCUGGGACGGGACUCAAGGAUCUGCCUUACAACAUCGGCGAACCUUAUUCCACUGCUUGGGGAUCUUGGGUUCACUACCGUGGCACUUCCAAGGAUGAUGGUGCUCCUGUCUCAAUAUUUGUGCUUACGGGGAGUAAUGCAAAUGAUGGACAUCUAGCUGCUGGUAGAAAUGGAGUCAAGCGACUUCGCACUGUUAGGCAUCCAAAUAUUUUGUCAUUUCUUUACAGCACUGAAGCAGAAACUUUUGAUGGUUCUACUACUAAGGUUACCAUAUAUAUUGUUACUGAACCUGUCAUGCCACUUUCGGAGAAGCUCAAGGAAUUAGGAUUAAAAGGUAACCAGAGGUAUGAAUGUACUUUAGCUUCUUUUCUGCUCUACAUUUCAGAUGCUUGAUUGCUUGACACUGUG